AUGGGAACGGUAGAGAUUCAGGUACAGCAUAUGGGCGUGGCCAAAGUAUUGAGAGCGCUAGUGACAACGCGUGGUUGUAGCAUUAUCGGUCGAGAUUGGAUCUCGGAACUGGAUUUGAGUGCGCUCAGUUUGAAGCAACUGCAGCUAGGCGAGGUGUCCUCAGCUGCGCAGUCCAAUUUGCGGGAAGCGUAUAAUCAGAUCCCCGUAGAUGAGGAUAGUAGCAAGCUGCUAGUGAUAAACACCCACAAGGGGUUGUUCAAAUAUAACCGAUUACCGUUCGGUGUGGCGAGUGCGCCAAGUAUAUUUCAGCAGGUGAUGGAGAAUAUCUUGCAGGAUUGCGAAGGUGUAGCGAUAUAUCUGGAUGAUAUCAUCAUCAUUGGGCGCGACGAGGCCGAAUGUUUGAGAAAUCUUGAAGCACUACUGGCUAGAUUAGAGCAGUACGAUCUGACUGUGAAGAAGGACAAGUGUGAGUUCAUGGUCGAUUCUGUCGAAUACUUGGGUUUUAUUAUUGACUGA
Messenger RNA from Paramacrobiotus metropolitanus, 516 nucleotides. RefSeq lists its product as uncharacterized. Bases 1 to 516 code for a protein of 171 amino acids. Lineage: Eukaryota; Metazoa; Tardigrada; Eutardigrada; Parachela; Macrobiotidae. The record is from RefSeq and is a predicted model, not a curated record. The transcript has 2 exons.